Messenger RNA from Dunckerocampus dactyliophorus (ringed pipefish), 4351 nucleotides. RefSeq names its product spermatogenesis associated 13 (gene spata13). Gene Ontology annotation, biological process: filopodium assembly; lamellipodium assembly. The record is from RefSeq and is a predicted model, not a curated record. NCBI's taxonomy places the organism in Eukaryota, Metazoa, Chordata, Actinopteri, Syngnathiformes, Syngnathidae. Gene Ontology annotation, molecular function: protein binding; guanyl-nucleotide exchange factor activity. Gene Ontology annotation, cellular component: cytoplasm. The transcript has 13 exons. The coding region runs from base 367 to 4011 and encodes 1214 amino acids.
CAAGUGCACAAGAUGCUUGCCAGGAUCUUGACUGACUACUUUUAACGGCAGCUAGCAAAGGAAAAAUAAUGACACUUUCUUGACCAACACCUUUUUUAUUCUUUAUGAACUUUUCCACUUCACGUGUGUACUAACUUUUUUGUCGGCUUAUUGUGCCAAGUCGACUUACUGAGGAAAGUUUAUCGGCGAGCGCUCAUGAGCUAGCUUGAGUUGCUAAUAGCCGGGGCUGACAGCCAUUUGUCUGAAAAUGUAGCAACAUUCUUUGCUUAUGUUUUGUCUGUUCCUUCUUUCUUUCGCUCCCGCUUAACAUGUUUCCACGGGUGGACAACGAGAGAGAGGCUUCAGAGCAAGCCAGGCUGCUUUACUAUGGCUAAGCCAACACAAAACUGCUGCUCCGUUGAUGUGAGGAGAACAUCGGCGACUAUGAGCACGGCAGAACCCAAGGACAGAGUCUCGUCCACAAGCGAAGACUCCCUCCCUGGCCUCCACGCCUCCAAAGCCGCCCCGCCUCCCCGUACCCGACCCCUCGGCAAUCUCUACUCAAACCACAGUCAACCCGAGAGAAGCGCCGUCCCAUAUCUGCUGUCGGGCUGCGGCGCCCAAGUGCAGCCUGUGACCGUGGGCUCCGCGGUGGACGAGAGCCGUCCCAACAGUGUCAACUCCUCCUCCGCCUGGUCCAACUCAGUCAACGCCAAAGCCGAAGGAAACCCGGCCACCUCCUCAAGAAUCAUGAGGUUGUUUUCCAGCUCCAGGAAGGGCUCCUUUCCCUCCCAGAGUCCACACACUGACAGCCCCGCCGGGCCUCCUGGACUGGGUGUUGUGCAUUCGUUUAAAAAAUUGCGCUCGUCUGUGCUCCAGGGUAUUCAGAGUCGGGGGGCAACCAGUCGGGAAACUGCUCAUGGCGUAGCUGCCAUAAGCUCUGACCUCCAGCAGGAUGAUGCUGCUGAGUUGAAACUUGCAGAAGCUCACAGCGUGUCCAAUGGAAACUUGAAUUUGCCUGCAAGUCAUUAUAGCUCAGAUAUUGAGGACUACGAUGACGACGACGGCAGUGGCCUUCAGCGGAAUUCCCGCUUCUCCAGGAGUAUCAGGAGAGCGUACGGUGCAGGACGCAUCACUCUGCUUGACAUGGACGAGGAGACCCUGGCAGGAAGUAGCAUUGCUGCUGACAGCAAGAAAGAAACGUCAAAGAUAAACGGGCAGACAGAAAACUCCGGUGUGAACGUGCUGACUAGACUGAGCAAAAGCGCGGACAACCUUCACGUUUUUAAAGCACCUUUCAGACGCAAGGCCACAGCGCAAGCCGUGCCGGCCCCGCAGGAUGCCCCCCAGAGGAUUAGCAUGUCAAACGGGUUCCCAAACAUCCAGAGGACAGCCAGUGCCUCCUCCGUGGACCUCCGAGGACACACUCACAGGAAGAGCACAGUCAAGGUGAAAGGACAGAUGCUGAAGCUCGUCGGCAGCAUGACUGACCUGAGGGUCGUCCGCCGACGAAGCCCCUCCCCCGGACCCGCUCCACACACCCCCAUGACACCCCUGAGCCGUCUCCAUGACGACUACUCUCGGCGUGUACCCUGCCGGGCCGCGAGUGAGCGGCAGCCCCGGCCGUCGCCCGUUAGAGCCCGGGUGGCGUCUGCAGAACACAUCUCGUUGGUUCACGUGCAUCCUCAACGCAACAUCAUCAUCCAGCAGCUCUCCGCCGAGAGCGGCUUUGAAGACGAGUCAUCUCCUGAUGACCAGAAAGACCAAAGUGAAGUCAGCCAGUUUCCAAGCGAGGUGACAUCAGAGGAAGAUCUGCAGCAAGCAGAGAGAGUCUCCCCAGCACCCAGCAGCAGCACCACCCCAAUCUCCCCGGUUUUCCUCCCGGAGUCGCCCGCAUCGCCCACAUCACCCCCAGAUGCAGCUUCCUCUGUCAAGGCCCGGCGAAGGAGCGGGCGCCCCAGACCUCGGCCCAUCUCGGACUACGGGCAGCUCCUCUCCAGGAGGCACUGCAUUCCCGAGGAGGUGGCCGAGCUGAACCCUGACGAAAGGACAGCAAACGCAUCGAUUUACAAUGAAUGCAGCAGGAACGGUGUGUGUGGGAGCAGAGAGAGCGUUGGGAUGUGCAGCAUGAAUGGGAACGUUCCAGGCAGGCAGCAGAGACCCAUGUCUGUGAUGGGGGUGGAGGAUUUGUUCUCCCCCGACACUGACGAGAGCGAGGACCAUCUGCCUUCUCCUCUGUCCCGCCCGCCCAUCCCCUCACACCAGGUGCCCCCCUAUAAGGGAGUCUCUGCCAGGUUUCGCCCCACCAUCCUCUCCCAGAGCACCCCCAUCGGACUGGACCGCAUCGGCAGGUGGAAGCUAAACAGAGUGCUUAGUGAUGGCGUGUCUGAGACGCUGGAUGACAGCGUGAGCGAGGAGGAGGAGGGAAGCUUUGACGAGCUCACUGAUGUCACGCCAUACCUGGGGCCCGGGGUGGAGCUCUCUGUGCUCGUUGAGUGGAUAAGCUCAGGCCACGCGGUGUACGCGGAGGCCCUCUGGGACCAUGUGACUAUGGAAGAGCAGGAGCUGGCCUUCAAGGCCGGAGACGUAAUCCGCAUCCUGGACGCCUCGCACAAGGACUGGUGGUGGGGCGGGCGGCCCGACAAGGAGGCCUGGUUCCCCUCCAGCUUUGUGAGGGUGCGUGUGAACCAGGAGGACUCCAGUGCGGGAAGUGUGGAGAGCAUGGCGGACCCGGAAGACCCGACUCCCAGAGACGCGCACAGUAGCCAGCACCGCCAGCAGAUGAGGACCAAUGUGGUCCAGGAGAUCAUGAACACAGAGCGCAUCUACAUCAAGCACCUGAAAGACAUCUGCGAGGGUUAUAUCCGUCAGUGCCGCAAACACCCGGACAUGUUCACCGAGCUGCAGUUAAGGACCAUCUUCAGCAACAUUGAGGACAUCUACAGGUUCCAGAGGCAGUUCCUUCGUGACCUGGAGAGGAAGUACAACAAAGAGCAGCCGCACCUCAGUGAAAUAGGCUCCUGCUUUCUCAUGCAGGGGGAAGGCUUCUCAAUCUACUCGGAGUACUGCAACACCCACCCGGCAGCCUGCGCAGAGCUGCAGCGCCUUAUGAAGUCUGGCCGAUACAAACACUUCUUUGAGGCGUGCCGCCUCCUGCAGCAGAUGAUUGACAUCUCCAUUGCCGGCUUCUUGCUCACGCCUGUGCAGAAGAUCUGCAAAUACCCCCUGCAGCUGGGGGAGCUGCUCAAGUACACCCCCAAGGACCACAAUGACUACCGUUGUGUGAGCGACGCGUACGAGGCCAUGAAGAACGUGGCUAGUCUGAUAAACGAGAGGAAGAGAAAGCUGGAGAGCGUUGACACCAUUGCUCACUGGAAGGUGUCCAUUCUCCACUGGGAGGGACCCGACGUGCUGAUGCGCAGCUCCGAGCUCAUCCACUCAGGGGAGCUGACACGUGUUCUCCGACAAGGCAAAAUUCAGCAGCGCAGCUUCUUCCUCUUCGACCACCAGCUGGUCUUCUGCAAGAAAGACGUCCUGCGCAGGGACCUCCUCCACUACCGGGGACGGCUUGACAUGGAUCACACUGAGGUGGUGGACGUGCCGGACGGGCGGGACACGGACCUGGGCCUGAGUCUGAGGAACGCCGUGCGGCUGCGUCACGCCUCCACUUUGGAGUUUGUGUGCAUGUUGUGCUGCAGGAAGGCACAGGACAAGGAGAGGUGGCUGCAGGCCUUUGCCGACGAGAGACAGCGAGUCAAGGAGGACCAAGAGAUGGGAAUAGAAAUCAGUGAAGAGCAAAGGAAACAAGCUAUUGCUAAUGCCAGAAGAGCCAAACAGGGCAAGAUCAAAACCGUCAGCUACUCCGGCUCCGUUCCACAGCAUCACCAGAACCUCCCCCCGCUCCACCAGCGCCACAUUACCAUUCCCACCAGCGUGCCUCAGCAGCAGGUCUUCUCUCUGGCCGAGCCCCCCAAGCGAAAGCCUUACCAGCUGCUCUACAGCAUCACCCGCAAUACCUUCUUUAGGAAAUGAGGCUCCACCCCCUCCUAGGUGUGCUAUGAAUGUAGUGAUACGUUUGUUUUUAUUCAUGAGUUGUUGUUGUUGUUGUGAACAGUGCCUUGGAUGAAAACAGGCCACACUAGUGUUAAAAUACUGACUGUGAUGAUGAUGCUGCUCACUCCUUCUUCUUAACCCCUCAUUUAUCUCAUUGAUUCUGUCUCUUUUAUGUUCACUGUGACAGUGAUGUAUAUUCUGCUUUUAUGUUGACAAUUAUUUUAUUUUACAAAGGCUGGACCCUUUUUUGUUUGUUUUCUUUGGACUGUGAGUGUUGCCACCUGUGAGCUGUCUGUUAACGCUGUAAAUAAAACUCUUG